GCAGAUCUACAGACCAGACCGAGUGCAAGCUGGUAAACACAGAGACAGACGUGGAGACAGACAGACGUGGAGACAGGUGUGCAGACAGACUUACUGUACUAGACGUAUUUUGUGAUUGGACACAGCAGCGGACGUGAACAGUGAGACAGACAAAGACAUCAGGAUGUUGUCCAAAAAAGAGGAGCAGAGAUCAUUCAGCAACGGGCGACUGAGAGACAAAUGGGAGAAGAGAGCUCAGAGCGAGGCGGACCAGUGCAAACAAGAGUCUGAGUGGAAGGAGAAGAGUUCCCUCAAACUACUUUUCUCAAAGUGGACUUAUCACUUGUCUGUCACCAAUGGAGACCAGACCAAAGGUGAGAUGUCCGACUUCAGGAAACUCUCCGGCCGUGAGGACGAAGCCAACACCAACAAGCCGAAGAUCAAAUUCAAAAUCGUUCCUCCUCCUCCCAAAUCCAAACCCGAGCCUCGUCCGCCUCCUCCUCUUCCCAGGAGGAGGUCGUCUCCCAAACCUCACAGGCCGAAACGCAAAGUGGAGGUGGACGUGUUCGGCCUGUGCUGGAAAGAGUCCUGGAAGAGCCUGAAGCCUCCGAAAUAUCUUUACCUGAGGGACAAAGAGAAAAAACCCAGAGUCCCGGGAUUCACAACCAUAGAGGUGACGAACAACAGGCUGUACAAACAGGAUGUGAGCACAUCAGAGGAGGAAGUGACGCCUCCUGCUGAGGAAUGGAGUCACUCAUGGAAACAGGUGAAGCGUCCGGAGCAGUCGGAGCGUCCGGAGCUGACACGGUUUCAGUGGGAGAUUUUGUUUGAAAGAAAAUUAGAUUCCAAAGCUAAAGUAGAAGAGUUUUCUCUUCCCGUCUGGGCCGGAACGUGGAAGAUCAUGAACUUUGUCUUCAGACAACAGAAGCCGAGCUGGGAUCGUGUUUGGCCUGAUUACCCACAACCCCCCAGCGACAAGUCAGAGGAGCUGGAGCAGUUUGACGAGCAGGACACGCCCUCAGACUGGGAGGAGUCCUGGAAACUGUCCGGGGCAGAGCUGGAAGCUGAAGAUGACGAAGAUGAUGAAAAUAACGAAGAUUACGAAGAUGAGGAAGAUGAAGAAGAUGAGGAAUAUGAAGAGGAAGAAGAAGAUGAAGAAGAUGAGGAAUAUGAAGAGGAAGAAGAAGAUGAAGAAGAUGAGGAAUAUGAAGAGGAAGAAGAAGAUGAAGAAGAUGAUGAGACAUCAACUGGAACGUCCCGGAGAGACGAUUCCUCAGUGAUGAUGAAGAUAAACGACGUCUUCCUGCCUGGGUGGAGCAACUCCUGGCUGUUCUCUGCAGCUCCACUAGGGGACGAUGAGGAGCGUGAGAAGAACUGGAGUUCCUGCUGGGGAUACAGACAGCAGAUCAGGUGGUGCACAGCUUCUCUGGAGUCUCAUCAGAGACACAGCGACAUGAUGACGAGGAGACGAAUCAACACAAACGUCCUCCUCGCCUCACAGCUGGACGAAGACAUCGCAGACAGGGAAGAGUGGACGGAGGCCUGGAGGACUCUGAAAGGAUGGGUCGAGCCAGAGGAGGAAGAGGAGAGGGGAGAGGAGGAAGAGGUGAACAAUGUGGAGGAUGUAAAAGAAGAUGAGGAGAAGGAUGAAGGAGUAGAUGAGGAGGAAGAGGAGAGGGGAGAGGAGGAAGAGGUGAACAAUGUGGAGGAUGUAAAAGAAGAUGAGGAGAAGGAUGAAGGAGUAGAUGAGGAGGAGGAUGAAGAGGAGGAUGAAGAAGGGUCUCCCUGUGUCUCUUGCAGAGGUCAGCCUCUCCCUCCUGCUGCUGAGUCUCCUGCUGUGUAUUAG
Molecule: messenger RNA, 1825 nt
Organism: Paralichthys olivaceus (Japanese flounder)
Lineage: Eukaryota; Metazoa; Chordata; Actinopteri; Pleuronectiformes; Paralichthyidae
Product: golgin subfamily A member 6-like protein 22
Source: RefSeq, a predicted model, not a curated record